This is a messenger RNA of Physella acuta, 541 nucleotides long. RefSeq names its product methionine-R-sulfoxide reductase B1-A-like. The record is from RefSeq and is a predicted model, not a curated record. Gene Ontology annotation, biological process: protein repair. Gene Ontology annotation, molecular function: peptide-methionine (R)-S-oxide reductase activity. Lineage: Eukaryota; Metazoa; Mollusca; Gastropoda; Physidae. Gene Ontology annotation, cellular component: nucleus.
AGCGAACCAUCUCGGUUAUUUGUUUCUUCCGGUUUUGCUUUCGUUUCUAGCUAGAUCAACAUUAAAAAAAAGUGAAAUAAGUUUACCAAAAGCAUUGCCAUGUCGUUUUGCUCUUGGUCAAAAGCAGAACAUUAUCGGGAUCACUUUGAAACAGGAACUUAUGUAUGUGCAAAAUGUGGAUAUGAACUCUUCAGUAGUCGAUCGAAAUACCAGCACUCUACCCCAUGGCCUGCAUUUACAGAAACUAUCAAUCCUGAUAGUGUGCAGAAAAUUCCUGAAUCAUCUACGGCAAUAAAAAUACUAUGUGGUAAAUGCAAGCAUAGUCUUGGUCAUGAAUUUAUCGGUGAUGGACCUCGUGAGGGUCAAUCAAGAUUUUGAAUUUACAGUUCAGCUCUCAGAUUUGUAUCAAAAGAUGCUACUGAGAAAGCUGAGGCAAACUAAAGCUGCUGUACUGUUGCCUAAUGUUAUGACAUGGUCUGGUCAGAGCCUUUAUUGGAAAGCCAGAUCAUUGAUUUUUUAAUUAGGUCUAAUUAAUGAUAAU